AAGUAGUCGACGGCUGAACUGGAUUGGAAACUCGGAGUAUAUAAUGAGGACAACCCGGGGAGUUUUUUGCUAUUUCUACUACAACUGAAUUUCUGUCUGCUAAAUCCACCAACUGAAUCCGAGCUGACGUUUCAUUUGAAUUUAUUUUAAGGUCACACGCCGUUACGUUUCUUCCCCUCUCGACAUAUUUACAAACGUCUCUUCUGCUGGAGGAGUCGUCGUCGUCAAGAAGAAGAAGAAUUAAUUUAAUAUUUCCAUCCAAUAUUUAUGAAAAUUUAGACCAAUAAAAUUUCAUUUAUUACAACCCGUCGUUAGUCAAAUCUAAUCAGAGUUGUAGUAUUUACUAGGGAAAUGCAAACAGUAUCAGCAAAGUGUACAUAUUAUGCAUACAAAAUGUGAACCGAGUUGAAAAGUGUAAUCUCAAAGUAAUCAUUCAAAGGACACUGACUGACAAGCAGAAAUAAUUUCUCUUUGUCCUAACAAAUAUAGAAGUUUCAUGUAAAGUUGUCCCAUUAGUAUCAGCAAAGUUCUUGUUCUUAUACCCAUUUGGAGUAUAAUAAUUAGACAUCAUUCAUAUGGUAUUUCCCGUGUUUAUUCAUCCCGAUAAAGGCGAAGGAGUUUAAGUAUUUUCGACAAGAAUUUAGUCAGGUUUAAGGUUGGGUUAAACAUUUAUUACUACAACUAACAAACUGCUGAACUCUGUAAUUUGAGUUAGUCUCUCUCUCUCCUCGUCCUUGUAAUAGUAGUAAGUUCGUUAGUUUUGUGGUGUGAUUGAGGAGUCGUGCAUUGAGACAUUAAAGCCCUGUAUAAGCAGGCAUAUAAUGAGAUCUACUCGUCACAAAUUUAAAAUGUUACGGGGCAUCAGCAGUCGAUCCUCUACUACCAACGGUGGUGAUGGUAUUGGAGGUGCUUGCGGUGGUUUACCUUAUCGAAAACAAGUUCAUUAUCAACACUCUGCUACUUUCCAACGCCAUUCCUCUGCCGACGGGACACAGAGCCACAAGAAUAAUAAUCAAAAUCAUAAUCGCAGCGAUACCAAAAAGUUUCACAGAAGCAACUCAGACGGUCAAGUGAACGGAAGUAGUGCUGGAAAUAGAAGUCCACGAAACAGGCCUUACAACCAGCAUCCGACACCUUUUAAAGUCUCAGCGACGAUCCCGCUGUCCUCGUCAUUCAUCAAAUCUGGUGAAAGUAAUAACAACAGCAACAAUUUUUCUGAACGUAUUCAGAGCCUAACUUGGACCGAGAUUCACUCGUCCACGACAUCCACCAUGGAUUGCAAACUCAACUCGGAUAUCAGAGCCAAGGCCUUUGCCAUCUGCAAAGACUACCUUCACGGCGUAUGGAAGGCGAUCGAUGCCAGGGAUUUGGCAGUCAAACGAAUCAGUGGAGGACUCAGCAACUAUCUGUACCACUGCUCGCUGCCCCCCACACUGACGCCAUUGUACACGGAGCCAAUUCAAGUUCUGCUUCGAUUCUAUGGCCAGGUUCACGGUGAGGGUGCUCUGGAGUCAUUGAUAACAGAGUCCGUAAUAUUUACUUUGUUGUCUGAGAGGAAGCUUGGACCUCGGCUGUAUGGGAUCUUCCCAGGAGGUCGCGUAGAAGAGUUCAUUCCAGCUCGGCCACUGUUGACAGUAGAACUUAGAGAUGAGGAACUGACUUUGUUGAUUGCUCAAAAAAUGGCUCAAAUACAUGCUUUAAAUAUUCCAAUUAGCAAGGAACCGUCUUGGCUUUGGGGGACCAUGGACAGAUGGAUGGCCAAUGUUGAGGAAAGUCUCAUGAAAAUUUCACUAAAAGACAACCCGAAAUCAGAUAUUAUUCAGAGGUUGAAGGAGUUCAAUUUGCCAGGGGAACUUUCUUGGCUGAAGAAAUACUUACCGACCGUGGACAGUCCUGUGGUAUUCUCGCACAACGACUUGCAAGAGGGGAAUAUUCUGAUUCGUCCAGAAUUCGAGUCAGCCGAUGACAAACUUGUUCUCAUUGAUUUCGAGUAUUGUUCUUACAAUUAUCGAGGGUUCGAUCUGGCCAACCAUUUCUGCGAAUGGAGCUAUAAUUAUAAUGUUGACCUAUAUCCGAACUUCGCCUAUACUCCGACAGACUUGCCGACUCGUGAUGAAAAAGUGCGAUUUGUCCGAAGAUAUAUUCACAUUCUUCGUGAAGAAUACAAGCUAAACUUUCCGGAAGUUGAUGACGAGUUUUUGCGAGAGUCAUCCCUGUUUGAUGAACAACACAUUUUACGAGAAGUCGAAGCCUUCGUCCUCGCAUCACAUUUCUUUUGGAGUUUGUGGUCCAUUGUUAAUGCACAAGUUUCAAAAAUUCCGUUCGGAUACUGGGAGUACGGGCUCACCCGUUUAGAAGCAUAUUUUGAGCACAAGAAGAGAAUCAUCUAAACUGAAACCCUUUAAUUACAAGUAUUUUCAACAUUCAUGUUCAAUUAACACCACGAUUGAAAUUUGACGAAGCCAAGAACUGUGACUGUGCGGUGGUGAUGAUGGUGAUCACGCACUUACUGCUUCAUAAAUAAUAAGUGUGCUUAAUUCGUUCUCGUGUAUCUUUAGCCACAUAUUUAGUGAUAAUCAAAAGUCCAAUCUCUAUGAAUCAAUUUAAUGUAUCGCACAUAUCUCAUUCGGUGGUUGAGUCAAGUAUGGAAGACGAAGAAGAAGGAGGAGGAAUUCAAGGGUUGUCGUUAAUAUGGUCAUGAUAAUAAUAUCAAAAUACUUACUAGAUCCAAGCACUGAUAUAAUAAUCCUAGCAUAAUAAUUCAGAAGAAUUGUGGUACUGGACAGACUGAAUGCUGGCCUAUUCGUUUGGCUCUAUCUUUAUUAACAAGCAUCAUAAUAUUUUUCAUCCAUAGAUCGUUUCCACUUUUAAUCAAAAACAUUGUAAUUCGCUACUCAGUCAAAUGUAAAUAGAUAGAUAUUGAUUCCAGUGAAAUAGUGGUAAAAAUCAAACUCCAAACGAAAGACAUAAAUAAAUGUAAUAUAGUCCGACAUAUACUUUUAAGGGUAUAAAUUGUAGAGUCAACAUUCCCAAUUAUUUUUUGAUGAUGACCAAUUCGAAAUAUUGUUUAGAAAUUAUCAACUAUUUUUUUUAGAUCUCUUUGUCCAACGUGAAUCGAAAAAUAUAUAUUUUUCAUUUUGGUUUUGUAACUCACCUCUUAACACAAUUUAGUAUAUUUGAGAAUUUUAAACCUUAAGUUUUUAUUUCCGAUUUAAGUAGCAGGAGAGAUUAAUUUUUAGAAAGAACUGAUGAUAAAACAUCGCAAUAACAGAAUAAUUUCAACUUUUUUGCCAAGUCAGGCUUCCCAAAUAUGUUAUAUCCUAUGUCACUAGAAUUACUUAAUAACAUGCUAUAUAAGAUUAUUGAGUUUUAUUCAGAAAAUCAGCUAGAAGUAAUAUUUCAUUAAUUUAUCGCCUCACAUUUUCAUGUUUCCCUUGAGCGUCACUAAGAAUAUUGUCUGCGCUAUGGAGCCUGUUUAGCAUAGCCUAUGCAACAUUAUUGAGCCCAAGACUAAUUUGCAUUUGAGACGUUACAUACUUGGGACAGAAAAGUUGCCAGCAUGGCCAAGAUACAAGAUUAUUGGCGACGUACAUGGGCAAUUCUGAAAAUCAAACUCCGGAUCCUGUUCAACCACCCUGCGUUACUUUUACUUGCUUACUUACUCGUAUUUACUAUGGGGCACACCUCGUAAUUCCAGUAAACAAGCACUUCCAUCCAAUAACCACUGCCACCAGAGUGGUACAUGAUACAACAACAAUGACCCUGUCCUUACAAUAACCAAGCACAACAAGCAUUGUCAUGCAAACUAGGCUUGCUUUUUAAUUUAUACCGUUGUUGUUGGCUUCUGAUAAGGGCGAAAAACCAGGUAAGACUUUGAUAACUAAAGGUCGUGGAAUUUUAAAAGUUUCGCUUUAUGCAACUCGGUCAAUUGGAUCGAUUUUAAACUUUAAAUAGUCAAUAUAUUAAGUUGUUCUUCCCCACUUGACUUUUUAAAGUCCUGUUCAAUUUAUCACUAAAUUUGCAAAUUUGCGAAAUUUGAUGUAUUAAAGCUAAUUAGAUUCAUGAUAUAAAUUCGAGAGUGCAGAUGCAUUAAAAAAACUAACCUAACCAUCAGCUUACUUACUUUCCUUACUCAUUACCUACUUACAUAAAAUUUGUAAUAUACCAUAAUUAGUCAUUACACACUUAAAGUUGACUGCUCGUAAAAAAUGUUUCAUUCCUGUCUCAAAAGUCAGGCAAGGAAAAAUACUCGAAUAAAGAAUCCUUCUUUAUUACAAACUAUGCAGACAGCCAUUAUUAUUACUACUGUAAAGUGAAACUUGCUUUACUGUUUUAGGGACCGCGAAAUAAAUGUGCUAAAAACUAAUAUUUAUACAAGAAGCAAUUAUUAAAAUUAUAGCUGGCUCCGAGUUCAUGUAUAUGCAACCAAUUAAGUCUUGUGAUGAAAAUUGCCAUUGAUCUUUAAUGCUGAUAUUUGUGUACCUGCCGCAUUCAACUGUUGUACAUAGUGGCGAUUGAUAAACAAUUAUAGAUUUUUGAAUUAGCCACACACAUCACAUGAGCACAAAUUUCGAAAAUCCGCAUAUGCAUAAAAAUGUGUAAUGUAUGUACUUCAAUAAUAAUAAUAAUGUACUGCUAAAAAAUAUUGUAAAACUUGUUUUCAUCGGCAACAACUUGAAUUCUGAAUAAACUUUUAAAAAUAUA
Molecule: messenger RNA, 4704 nt
Organism: Folsomia candida
Lineage: Eukaryota; Metazoa; Arthropoda; Collembola; Entomobryomorpha; Isotomidae
Product: choline/ethanolamine kinase
Exons: 11
Coding region: 822-2390 (522 amino acids)
Biological process (GO): phosphatidylethanolamine biosynthetic process; CDP-choline pathway
Cellular component (GO): cytoplasm
Molecular function (GO): choline kinase activity; ethanolamine kinase activity
Source: RefSeq, a predicted model, not a curated record